This is a messenger RNA of Amphimedon queenslandica, 1008 nucleotides long. RefSeq names its product BRCA2-interacting transcriptional repressor EMSY-like. Lineage: Eukaryota; Metazoa; Porifera; Demospongiae; Haplosclerida; Niphatidae. The transcript has 6 exons. Gene Ontology annotation, biological process: regulation of DNA-templated transcription. The record is from RefSeq and is a predicted model, not a curated record. Gene Ontology annotation, cellular component: nucleoplasm. The annotation marks the transcript as partial.
UAUUGUUUUUUAUUGGUGGGUGGGUCAUUGGGCGUGGUCUUAUGGUUUCUAAUCUAAUUUGAUAAUUUCCCAAUGAGUGUUCCCGAGGCGAGAAGAGUUUUAAGAAGAAUAGAGCUUGAGGCAUACGCUUCAAUAGUGAGCGCCUUUAGAGCGGAAGGUCCAUUGACGCAUGAGAAGAAAGCUGCUCUUACUAAGCUCUGUCAGUUACUGAGUAUAUCUUCUGAUCGUCAUCAUGCUGAAGUUAGAAGAGCAAUCUGUGACGAUCAGCUCUGCUACAUUGCCGAUUGUGUUACUGGAAAUGAGAGUAAACGGUCGUGGCUGCCGGAAGGAAGGAGGACUGGAGGGAGGGGGAACCCACGUCUUGUUGCAAGGCACGUCCUUUCUUCGUCUCUUCAGGGUCAGGCUCUGGCAGCUGUCACGGCUUCAACUGUGAAAUCAAAUUUGAAAGCUGAAGGAGGAGGAGUAGAUGAAUCUGAGAAGAAACUACCUCCACAGGUUCAGUCAGCUAUAAGAAUGAUAACAAGUCAGCAUCAAUCAUCAGCAUCUAAUACCCGCACUCAAAAACCUUCUCCUCUUCCUCCUCCUCCUCCUCCUCCUCCUGUCUCUUUAAAAUCAACUGGUUCCCAAACAGACGCUCUACCAUCAAUAAAACCGGACACUACCACUCCUCACACUACACCAGUACAGAGUGUUUCUAUUGGUAUACAGGUUGACCUCAUUACAGUUGAUAAAGUUGAUGUGGGGACUCAGUAUGAACUAAUGGAAGAUGUGAUGGAGAUUAAAGAAGAAGAAGAUAUACAGCAACCAAACAUCGUUGAAGCUAACGAACCCUCCUCUCAAUCGAUUCUGGAACAAACUAACCAGUCACUGGCUGAUAAUGAUGUUAGUGAUCAUACUGAUAAACCAGUUGAUUCAGGGAUGAUCGAAUCAGUUCAGAAAUCAUUAGUCGAGAUAAGUGAACCAGAAUCAAUGCAAGAUGAGUCUUUGUUGGUGGUCGAUUCUGAAAUC